AUGUCGCAACAAUUAGAUUUUAAAAAAAUAUGUCGGGCCUGCCUAACAGAUGUUGGGCCCCUAAAAGAUUUAUUCACCGUAUGUUCAUCUGGCAUAUUCAAAUAUUGUACAUCUGUUGAGAUUUCAGAUACUGAUGCCAUGCCGAAGUUAAUUUGUCAAUCAUGUUUGGAACUGUUAAAUAAGUUUUACUACUUUAAGCAAGUUGUAGUGAGAUCAAAUGUUAUAUUGAAACAACAAUACAAGAUGCAGGUACAAGCUGAGUCAAUUUUACCAGAGAGUAAUGAUAAUACUUUACUUGAUAUAACAGAAGAGAAUGAUGAUAUGACACUACAAGAUGAAGCAAAUGGCAUUACUCAGAACAAUGUAGAAAAACCAUUUGAUACUGCUAGUCUCAUUAGUCAGAUACUCGCUCGACGACGUAGAAGAGGACCUGGUAGACCACCAAAAGACCCAGGGUCACAACGCCGUUCAGAACGUAUGAAAUGUGUUAAAUGUGGCAAGAGCUUUCAAAAGUAUGAGAAUUUCGAAGCUCACAUGAGGGGACACUUUGGGAAGCAGCCAGACAUAAAAUGCAAGCAUUGUGAUAAGACGUUCCUCUCCCUCCGAAGCUUAAACAGUCACAUACGUAUCCAUAGUGCAGUGCGCAAAUACCAAUGCCUCUCGUGCGGAAAGAGCUUUGCUUACCUCAACGUUUUGAAGAACCAUGAGCUGAUACACGCAGGCAUCAAGAAACAUGAGUGUCAUAUGUGUGAUGCGAAGUUUGUGCAGGCAUACAACUUGAAGAUUCACAUUGAGACACGUCAUCAUGAUGAGAAAAAGUAUAGCUGCUCGCAGUGUGGCAAGCAGUUUUCUCAAGCUGGUAACCUCAAAAUACACCUCGUUCGACAUUCAGGCAUUAAGAACUACCCCUGCACGGCAUGCGAUAUGCGUUUCUGUAUUAAGGCAGAUUUAGUGAAACAUAUGCGGUCUCAUUCUGCGGAGAAGCCAUUUUCAUGUCACAUGUGCAAUAAAAAUUUCAAGAGUAAAAGUUUCUUGUCUAUUCACAUGAGGACGCACACAGGUGAGCGACCAUACGCUUGUGAUUUGUGUCCGAAGAAGUUUAUGGCUAGAAAGGAUUUACGAAAUCAUCGCAUGAUACACACCGGGGAGAAACCUCACAAGUGCCAACUCUGCAACCAAGCGUUUAUACAAAAGUGUGCCCUUAACAGACACAUGAAGGGUCACGGGAAACCAGACAUGAAUGUCUCUCGAGCUCAAAUUUCACAGAUCGACAACACACCACCUUUGCAGGUUGCAUAUUCUCAUCAUCAAUGGCAUCCUGAUGUAUGA
Messenger RNA from Leptosia nina, 1329 nucleotides. NCBI's taxonomy places the organism in Eukaryota, Metazoa, Arthropoda, Insecta, Lepidoptera, Pieridae. The record is from the annotation of a GenBank genome assembly.